Dicrocoelium dendriticum is the source of this 1038-nucleotide messenger RNA. NCBI's taxonomy places the organism in Eukaryota, Metazoa, Platyhelminthes, Trematoda, Plagiorchiida, Dicrocoeliidae. The record is from the annotation of a GenBank genome assembly.
AUGCCGACCAGACAAGCGGAAUUCGAUGAAAUACUGGCCGAAAAGGUCAAAGAAUUUCGGGAGAACUAUUUUAACCCGCCAAAAGAAAUUGUUUCGAUGGAAGAUUUUGAACGGAUUAGAACGCUUGGCAGGGGAGCAUUCGGCCGUGUGGUUCUUGUCCGCCACUGGGAUAAGGAUUGUUAUUACGCCCUGAAGAUAUUAUCAAAAGUUGAAAUUGUCAAAAGCAGACAGAUCGACAAUGCCAUUAAUGAGAAACGCAUCCUGGCAGCUUGCAACUUCCCGUUUAUUAUCCGACUGUUCUUCAGCUUCAAGGACAAUAGUUAUCUAUAUAUGGUCAUGGAAUUUGUGAUUGGCGGUGAAAUGUUUACUCUUCUGCGAAAUAUGCGAAGGUUUCCAGAUAACAUGGUGAAAUUUUAUGCUGCCCAGGUUGUGAUGGCAUUUGAAUAUCUACAUCUCCUUACUAUCGCCUACAGAGAUCUGAAGCCUGAAAACCUGUUGAUAACAGGGGAAGGAUUUCUAAAGGUGGCGGAUUUGGGUUUCGCUAAAAUGAUUCCAAAAGACAAGCGAACAUGGACUUUGUGUGGGACACCGGACUAUAUGGCACCAGAGAUUAUAAUGAGCAAAGGAUAUCACUGUGCUGUAGAUUGGUGGGCAUUUGGAGUACUACUAUAUGAAAUGACCACAGGAUUUCCACCUUUUAUGCAUCAAGACCAAAUGAAAACCUUUGAACAUAUAAUAUCAGGAAAAGUCAAAUUUACAAACAAUUUUGGUCCGGAAUUAAAAGACCUUAUUCGCAACCUUAUCCAAGUGGAUCUGAGCAGACGCUAUGGCAAUUUAAAAAACGGCAUUGCGGACAUUAAAGAACACGCGUAUUUUGCAGAUUUGGACUGGCUGCAAUUGUAUCACUUGCAAGUCCGACCGCCGUACAAGCCCAAAUACAAGGGCCCUUCAGACACCAGCUGCUUCGAAAAAUGGGAAGAAGAGAACCUCAAAAUUGCAGACAAGGAAAAGUUCAGAAUUGAAUUUGAAGAUUUCUGA